Messenger RNA from Malania oleifera, 1491 nucleotides. Its product is annotated as probable CCR4-associated factor 1 homolog 6. The transcript has 2 exons. The record is from RefSeq and is a predicted model, not a curated record. The coding region runs from base 406 to 1230 and encodes 274 amino acids. Gene Ontology annotation, cellular component: CCR4-NOT core complex; CCR4-NOT complex; P-body. Gene Ontology annotation, molecular function: poly(A)-specific ribonuclease activity; nucleic acid binding. Lineage: Eukaryota; Viridiplantae; Streptophyta; Magnoliopsida; Santalales; Ximeniaceae.
CUCUCCCUCCAAUCUCAAUCUCCAUGUCAGUCACCAUGUGAGCAAGAACAGGGUAAGGGUUCAGCGGCUUUCUUUAAACCCUUCCCCUGUUCCUUCUCUGCAACCCUCUUUAUAUUUCUUGACUGGGUCUCUGCAAAAAGCCCAUCUUUUGUUGUUAACAAAGGCUCGUUUGUUGACACCCAAAAUUCCCAAGAUACCCAGAACUCGCGAGAGCUUCUCGGGAAUUCCCAGAAGGCCACAGAAUCUCAGUUUUUUGUUUUUAGCUUUUUGAGUUGUAGGGUUUUGAAAGUUUUGGAAGAACUGGGUCGUGCUUGUUUAGUGAUUUUCGGUUGGUUCGUCUUGAGUUUGGUUCAGAUUCAGUUCUUGUUUUAUUGGUUUUGUGGGUAUUUCUUUGUGCAACGAACAAUGUCGACUUUUCCGAAGAGCAAGUCGAUUCACAUCAGAGAAGUUUGGAAUGAUAAUCUAGAGGAAGAAUUUGCAUUGAUUCGCAAUAUCGUUGAUGAUUUCCCUUACGUAGCUAUGGAUACAGAGUUCCCGGGCAUCGUUCUUCGGCCAGUAGGGAAUUUUAAGAGCAGUACUGAUUAUGUAUUUCAUACCAUGAAGGCCAAUGUUGAUCUUUUGAAGUUAAUUCAGUUGGGUCUUACGUUUUCUGAUGACAAGGGGAACCUUCCCACAUGUGGAACUGAUAAGUAUUGUGUGUGGCAAUUCAACUUUCGUGAGUUUAAUCCUAAUGAAGAUGUUUAUGCUAAUGACUCCAUUCAGCUUUUGUGUCAGAGCGGCAUUGAUUUUAAGAAGAACAGUGAAAGGGGUAUCGAUGCUCACCGGUUCAGUGAGCUUCUGAUGUCAUCAGGGAUUGUGUUGAAUGAUAAUGUCCACUGGGUUACAUUUCACAGUGGGUAUGAUUUUGGGUACUUGCUCAAGCUUCUUACUUGCAAAAAUUUGCCCGAAACACAGGUGGAGUUUUUCAAUUUGAUCAACAUGUACUUCCCCACACUUUAUGAUGUUAAGCAUCUGAUGAGGUUCUGCAACAGCCUCCAUGGUGGGUUGAACAAGCUCGCGGAGCUGUUGGAAGUGGAGAGGUUUGGUGCUUGCCAUCAAGCUGGUUCAGAUAGUCUUGUCACAUCCUGUGCAUUCAUGAAGUUGAAAGAAACUUUCUUUGAUGGCUCAACUGAGAAAUAUGCUGGUGUGUUGUAUGGUUUUGGUGUUGAAAAUGGACAAAAUACUCAUUAAAAAGACGAGAAUAAAAAAUAAAAAAUAAAAAAUAAAAAAUAAAAAUGAAAUCUAUUUGUUAAACUACAUGUGUGCUGCAGUAUAGCUAUCUUUAUGUGUGUAUCAUAUGAAUGUUCUCUUUUGUUUGCCCGUCUUUAAUAUUAUUGUGCAGAGCUUGUUGCAGUCUCACUUGUGACCUAGGUUUAGCAUUUCUAAUAUCUUUGUAUAUCCUGUUGGCGAGCCAGCUUAGUGUUUGUUAAGCACAUUUGAGUUAUUUCAUUA